Molecule: messenger RNA, 1197 nt
Organism: Penicillium malachiteum
Lineage: Eukaryota; Fungi; Ascomycota; Eurotiomycetes; Eurotiales; Aspergillaceae
Product: small ubiquitin-related modifier domain-containing protein
Exons: 1
Coding region: 1-1197 (398 amino acids)
Molecular function (GO): protein binding
Source: RefSeq, a predicted model, not a curated record
AUGCCAUUAUUCAAUAAACCCUCUUGGGCUGCAAAGACAGCAGAAACCAAAGAUGAAUUUUAUUCGCGAUCCGAACACACCUACUCCGAUAUUGUUGCAGCCAACAAGGCGUACAAGAAAUCAAGAUCCACUCCUAAGACAGCAGAAGCUCAUAGGAAAUCCGAAGAGGCGAACAGUGAUACCAGAGAAUCGAAAAGGUCCCGCCUUUCAGAGCAGUCGUUCGAGGAAGAAACCACAGAAAGCAUCCCUCCUACAUCUCCAAUUGGAAAACAGAAAAGUCCAAAAAAGCACCACUCACCUCUCAUUUCUCUUGAAAAGACAUCCUUCAAGGUGCCGGAGGGCUCAAGCUCGGCCGUGGAAGAAGAAUCUUCACAAAAUCCGCUCUCAGAAGUCCCAACCGCCUUGACAGCAACGGCUCGCGCAGAUCUUGUUGUGUCAACCAAGCCCCAACUGCAUGAUUCAUCAACGCCGACACAGACUCGAAGAAUCGAUGAUACCAAAAUCUUGCCACGUGAGAUACCAUCGAUAUUGCCAUCUAAAAUGCCCGCCGACCCAGCAACCCCUGUGGUGGAGGACAUUGCCGUUCAAAUUCUCAUUACCUCCGACAUUCCAAACGUCAAACCGUUGAUCGUUCACCGGAAAAUAUCCCAGGGGCUUCGGGAAGUACGUUUAGAAUGGUGCAGACGCCAAGGGUUCACUUCAGAAACACAAUCAGCUAUCUAUCUUACCUGGCAAGGUCGACGCCUGUUUGACGUGACAACGUGCAGGAGCUUGGGUAUAAAGACAGCGGAGCCUGACUCAAUUCUGAGUAUGGACGAUGACUUUGAAGCAGACCAGAAGAAAUUGCAAAUCCAUAUGGUAGCUGUCACCGAGGAUCACCUCAUCCUCAAUCGACCUGGGCUUUCAGAGCCAGGCGAGCUUACCCCAAAACCAAAAAGCCCCGAGGUUGAGCAAACCGAGGACAAUGAGCCGAUGAAGUUAACACUUCGUAGCCCUGGAUUGAAUGACUUGAGAAUCAAAGCAAGACCGAAGACUUUGGUGUCCAAACUCAUUUCUGUUUUUCGAUCUAAACAAAAUAUCUCGGCUGAUCAGGAAAUAUUCCUUGUCUUCGAUGGAGACCGACUGGACUCUAACACAUGUCUUCAAGAUCAUGAGAUUGACGAUCUUGAUUUACUGGACGUCCAAGUCAAACCAUAA